Molecule: messenger RNA, 1612 nt
Organism: Stylophora pistillata
Lineage: Eukaryota; Metazoa; Cnidaria; Anthozoa; Scleractinia; Pocilloporidae
Product: interferon-inducible GTPase 5
Cellular component (GO): membrane
Molecular function (GO): GTP binding
Source: RefSeq, a predicted model, not a curated record
CCGUGACCGAAGGAGAUUUAGUUCUGCGAAACUGCUUCUUCAUUUCAGCAUUUCAAGAUUUUCGGCUGGAAUUAUCUACUGAUCGAUUGCUAUGGCCGACUUUUACGAUCCAAUGAGCGAUUGGGAAGAAAUUAACGCGGAGGAUGUAAAAGAGUAUAUGGAUGAAAAUGGUGUGUCGGGUUUAGCAGAAUUCUUCAAAGGACGCAUGGAGAGGUGGAAGAAAGUGGAAGUGAAUAUUGGAAUCACUGGUGACUCCGGAGCUGGAAAAUCGAGUUUUAUCAACGCGAUUAGGGAGCUUGAUGACGAUGCUAAUGGUGCAGCCCCAGUUGACGUCACUGAGUGCACUAUAGAGCCCACAUCCUUUAAUCAUCCAAAGUAUCCAAACAUAAAGUUUUGGGACCUUCCAGGGAUUGGAACUCCGAAUUACCCUGACGUGGAAACGUACCGCGACAAGGUACAGCUCGACAAGUAUCAUACAUUCCUCAUUUUUGCGAGCAGCCGAUUUACCGAGAACGACAUCAUAUUGGCCAAAGAGAUCAAGAAACAGGGAAAGUCAUUUUUUUUCAUUCGCACAAAAAUCGAUGACAAUGUGCGAGCCGAGAAGCGAAAGAAAUCUUUCAGUGAAGCUGCUAUGUUAGAGAAAAUCCGGCGCAAUUGUAUAAAAAACCUGGUUGACGAGGAUGGCAAGCCUAUAUGCAUCGAAGACCACAUCUUCCUGAUAAGCAACCAUCAUCCAGGCAAGUGGGAUUUUGGUAGACUUACCCAAGCAAUUCUUGAUGCAUUGCCAAGAUAUCAGCGAGAGACCCUCACCUUAUCUCUAAAUGCCUUAACCAGCUUGUCAAAAGAUAUUCUGAAGAGAAAAGUUGAGUUCCUCGAAGGGCGGAUGAUGUAUGUUGCAGGGGCAUCUGCUCUGGCAGCGGCGAUUCCAGUUCUUGGGCUAUCUUUUGCCGUAGAUAGCGCUCUCCUAUUGAAAGAAAUUAGAGAGUACAUAACCCAGCUUGGUAUUCCUGAAAAAGGAUCCAACAGAUUUGGGAGGCUAAGUUCUACCACCCAGCAGGAGAUUCUCGACCUUUACCUAAAGUUUGCCACUGUCUCUGGAAUUGCCUCUUUAUUUGCAAUCGAAGCCGCCGCUGAAGGUGUCGCGGAAGAAUUCGCUCGUUUUAUUCCGUUCGUUGGUUCUUUUAUAGCUAGCGGUUUGUCCUUCGGUGGCACAUAUAUUCUUCUUCGCCAUUCUUUAAAAAGAAUUGAAGCAGUAGCAUUAGCAGUCCUGGAGGAAGCUGCCCAACAAUCAGUGGACGAUUUAGAUCUUGAGUAGACUUGUAUAAAUCCGGGUUUAUUGGACUAGGAGCCAUUAUGAACCUUGGUUUUAUUUGAUUUAUAGCUGUCAGUGCACCAAGCUUAAUUGUAAAAGAACUCAGUCGUAGUUUAAGUUGCUUUUCUUUCCCCGAACGAUAGCUUGUUUUCACUUUUUUCAUAACAUUGACUAGUAACAGGGUCGGUGCUAUAAGUUGAGGUUAAAGACUGUGUAUGAUAAUGAUAAUGGAAAAGAUGACCGGCGAUUGCCAUGAAGCUGAAGAACCUGACCGUAAAAACUUCGGUAUUGAUUGCCUCC